Messenger RNA from Aphis gossypii (cotton aphid), 861 nucleotides. RefSeq lists its product as uncharacterized. The record is from RefSeq and is a predicted model, not a curated record. Lineage: Eukaryota; Metazoa; Arthropoda; Insecta; Hemiptera; Aphididae. Bases 1 to 861 code for a protein of 286 amino acids. The transcript has a single exon.
AUGAAUAUUGACCAUCCUAAUAAAUUAAAUGAAACUUGUUUACCACCAAAACAGUUUUUUUAUAAUUCAUUAAAAGAUGAAGAUAUUAGUGAUGAAGAUUAUGCGCAUGCUCAUAAGGUUUGGAAAAAAUUUAAUAUAAAAACAUUAGGAGAAUAUAGUGACUUAUACUUAGCAACAGAUGUAUGUUUACUUUCUGAUGUUUUUGAAAAUUUUAGAGAUCUUUGUUUACAAACACUUAAACUCGAUGCUUCACAUUUUAUGACCGCUCCAGGAUUUGCAUUCGAUUGUAUGUUAAAACAUACUAAUGUUAAAUUAGAACGACUUAAACAGUAUGAUAUUCAAAUUUUUCUGGAGAACGGAUUACGUGGUGGAAUUUGUCAUUCAGUUAAAAGACAUGUAAAAGCUAAUAUUCCUAAUAUUCAAAAUAUUAAUUAUGAUUCAAACAAACCUGUAACGUGGUUAGCUUACUUGGACUGUGUAAAUCUAUAUGGAAAAUCAAUGCUAUCUGCUUUACCUCAUAAAAAUUUUGAAUGGUUUAACGAUUUGACAAUAGAUAUAACACAAAUUGAAGAUGAUGCUGAAUAUGGUUAUAUUUUAGAAGUAGAUGUUAUUUAUCCAAAACAAUUACAUGACAAUCAUAAUGAUUUCCCAUUUUUACCUGAGAAUAAAUGUCCUCCCAAUUCAAAAGUAAAAAAACUAUUAACAACAUUAGAAUCGAAAUUUAAUUAUGUAGUUCACUAUAGAAAUUUGAAACAGGCCAUCGUUAAUGGAUUAAAAGUGAAAAAAGUUCAUAGGAUUCUGCGUUUUUCGCAAUCUCGUUGGAUGGCACCAUAUAUAUUUAUGUACAAAUAUGAGGGUUAA